CCGUCAGACAUAAGGUCACAUGACCGGGGAGUCAGGUCCUCCCAGAGCACGGCGCAGGAGAAGAGCGGGGGAGCCGGGAUAUAGCCACCAAAUGUCCGGGAGCCGCGCCUGAGCCUCACACAGCUCCGGAUCCCGCUCCCCCGACAGCUGGGACGAGUCCCGGGAGGGGGGCCUCCUGCCUUAUCAGGUGUCGCCACACGGUUCACCGGAGAGCAGCGUGCGGGUCAUCCAGUGAGUCGGAGGGGCGGGGCCUGCGGGGCACACGGCGCUGUACAUGUCACAAUCGUGACAUGGCAGUGUUACAGUGAGUCACAUUCAUCAUAGUAUCGAGGAUUUUCAGUGGAUGAAUAGCAAAAGGCAAAUUUUCAAUGUCCUACACUUCUGUUGAGAACACGGACUAUAUACUGCAUUGGGGUGUCAUGGAUGAACUCCACAGCUUGGACCCAAGGCGGCAGGAAUUGCUGGAGGCCAGAUUUACUGGAGGAGUCAGCGGCAGCACAGGAAGCACUGGGAGUUGUAGUGUAGGAGCAAAAGCCUCAACAAACAAUGAGAGCUCCAACCACAGCUUUGGAAGCCUGGGUUCUUUAAGCGACAAAGAGUCAGAGACUCCAGAGAAGAAACAGCCAGACUCUUCAAGGGGAAGGAAGCGGAAAGCAGAGAAUCAGAAUGAAAGCAGUCAAGGAAAAAACAGCGGUAACAGAGGUCACAAGAUUAGUGACUAUUUUGAUUAUCAAGCUGGGAAUGGUUCCAGUCCUGUAAGAGGCCUACCUCCUUCAAUACGGUCUCCACAGAAUUCUCACUCACAUUCCACACCUUCAUCUUCUGUGAGUCUUAGCGCUGUUCGACAGAACAGUCCAUCACCUACUGCGUUAGCCUUUGGGGACCAUCUUAUGACACCUACAAAGCAGUUGUCUUACAAACUAAUUCAAACUGAUCUCACAAUGCUGAAGCUUGCUGCCCUAGAAAGUAAUAAAAACCAGGAUCUGGAAAAAAAAGAAGGCAGAAUAGAUGAUUUGCUCCGGACAAACUGUGAUCUUCGAAGGCAAAUAGAUGAACAGCAAAAAAUUCUCGAAAAAUACAAAGAAAGGUUAAAUAAAUGUAUUUCAAUGAGUAAAAAACUUCUUAUUGAAAAGAGCACUCAGGAGAAGCUUGCGAGCAGAGAGAAGAGCAUGCAGGACAGAUUGCGGCUGGGACACUUCACCACCGUCCGGCACGGGGCCUCCUUUACAGAACAAUGGACAGAUGGAUUUGCUUUUCAAAACCUUGUCAAGCAGCAGGAAUGGGUAAAUCAGCAGAGGGAAGAUAUUGAACGACAGAGGAAGCAGCUGGCCAAGAGAAAACCGCCAUCUACAACUAGCGCCCAGACCCCAUCCUCCAAUUCUGAACCAAAGCAGAGGAAAAACAAAGCCGUCAAUGGGGCAGAAAAUGACCCUUUUUUGAAACCUAGUUUACCCCAAUUGCUAACUCCAGCAGAAUAUCACGAGCAAGAAGAGAUCUUUAAGCUGAGACUUGGGCAUUUGAAAAAGGAAGAAGCAGAAAUCCAGGCAGAGUUGGAGCGUUUAGAAAGAGUUCGAAAUCUUCACAUUCGAGAACUGAAAAGAAUUAACAAUGAAGAUAAUUCCCAGUUUAAAGAUCACCCCACGUUGAAUGAGCGUUAUUUAUUACUUCAUCUACUAGGACGAGGAGGUUUUAGUGAAGUAUACAAGGCUUUUGAUCUUUAUGAACAAAGAUAUGCUGCUGUGAAAAUUCACCAACUCAACAAGAGCUGGAGAGACGAAAAGAAGGAGAAUUACCACAAGCAUGCCUGCAGAGAGUAUAGAAUACACAAAGAACUCGAUCACCCCCGAAUAGUUAAACUUUACGAUUACUUUUCCCUGGAUACAGACACGUUUUGUACAGUUUUAGAAUACUGUGAAGGCAACGACCUCGACUUCUACCUGAAACAGCACAAGUUGAUGACUGAAAAAGAAGCCAGGUCCAUUGUAAUGCAAAUAGUCAAUGCACUACGUUAUCUCAACGAGAUCAAACCUCCUAUCAUCCAUUACGAUCUGAAGCCAGGAAAUAUUCUCCUAGUGGAUGGAACAGCAUGUGGAGAAAUUAAAAUCACAGACUUUGGGUUGUCAAAGAUAAUGGACGACGACAGCUACGGUGUGGAUGGAAUGGACCUAACCUCACAAGGGGCUGGAACAUACUGGUAUUUACCACCUGAGUGUUUUGUGGUUGGCAAGGAACCACCAAAGAUUUCCAAUAAGGUGGAUGUAUGGUCAGUCGGAGUCAUCUUUUUCCAGUGUCUUUAUGGAAGGAAGCCCUUUGGACAUAACCAAUCCCAGCAAGACAUUUUACAAGAAAAUACCAUAUUAAAAGCUACAGAUGUUCAGUUUCCUGUAAAGCCGGUUGCAAGCAAUGAAGCUAAGGCAUUUAUUAGACGGUGUUUAGCUUACCGCAAAGAAGACCGGUUUGAUGUCCACCAGCUGGCAAGUGACCCGUACCUUCUCCCUCACAUGAGAAGAUCCAACUCUUCAGGAAACCUGCACAUGUCUGGCCUAGUGGCCUCCCCCACCACGCCUACGUCAAGCAUCAUUUCAUACUGAUCUCCAGUCUAGGCCGGCAUGACUAUGUGUUCAUUAGCUUUCAGGUGCAGAUUUUAGUUUAAAGAUGAAUAAAGAUUUGAGUAGGUAUUUUUUUUCCUUAUUUUCUCCCCGUCCUCCAACCAAGGAUGUGUUUUGAAGACAUUUGUGUGUAUCGGGGGGAUGGAUCUCCUUAGUGUUAUUUGUAUGAUGAGCGAAGAUGACUGUGAAUAUAUUCUCCUUGACUGUAAUAUUUUACAUUGGCCUCAAUGUGCUGUUAAGCCAUUUUUAAGCUACAGGGAAUGACCUGGGCUGCGCUCUAGUCUCCUGGACCUUAGCGUGCCCGUGAAGCCAGGUCCAUUCUCAUGGAAGAGAAAAGGUUGUGCUUUUUUUAUUUUUUUUUUCCCUCCCUCUCCUUCUUCUUCUUUUCCUCCAUUAGAGAGGACAUUGUAAAUACUCUUUGUAAAACUAAAACACAAUUGGUUGAUACUGGAGAGUUUUAGCUGGAAGGGCAUUUUUCAUUCUUUACAACACAAAAUCCACAAUUGAUUUGACAACCGUGUAGGGAACACGCACCGCCCGUAGUCUCUGACGCCUGUAUAUUGAAACCAAAGCGAAAAGAGAGAGUCGGGUAGUCACAAUUUGUAAU
Molecule: messenger RNA, 3216 nt
Organism: Hyla sarda
Lineage: Eukaryota; Metazoa; Chordata; Amphibia; Anura; Hylidae
Gene: TLK1
Product: tousled like kinase 1
Exons: 23
Coding region: 369-2591 (740 amino acids)
Biological process (GO): intracellular signal transduction; peptidyl-serine phosphorylation; chromosome segregation
Cellular component (GO): nucleus
Molecular function (GO): ATP binding; protein serine/threonine kinase activity
Source: RefSeq, a predicted model, not a curated record